AUGAAGUUCUCAGGCAUCACAACCCUGGCCUGGCUGGUGCCAGCCGUUUUCGCCGCCGGACCAGUUCCGCUCUCCUCCCGCCAGAACAUCAACACCAUCACGGAUCGGUACCUGUUCGACAUCUCCCUGCCCCAGUUCAUCACCUACAGGAACGCGAAGAACCCCGCGACCCUGGACUGGACCUCGGACGGCUGCAGCGACUCCCCCGACAACCCCCUGGGCUUCAACUUUGAGCCGGCAUGCUACCGUCAUGAUUUCGGCUACCAGAACUACCGGGCUCAGUCCCGGUUCACCAAGGCGGCCAAGGCCGCUAUCGACACCAACUUCCAAGACGACCUCAAGUACCAGUGCGAGUCCGAAUCACUCGAGUCCAUCUGCGAUGCCCUGGCCAAUGUGUACUACGCAGCUGUAAAGGCAUUCGGCGGCCAGGAUGCUACCAAGCGCGCUGAAGCUGAGGACCUGGACGCGGCUGCUCUUCGGGCCGAGUACGACGACGCCGUGGCCGUCUACGAGCAGCUCGUGGCCGAGGCCAAGGCGAAUGGCCAGAUCCCAUCGUGA
Messenger RNA from Diaporthe batatas, 558 nucleotides. RefSeq lists its product as uncharacterized. NCBI's taxonomy places the organism in Eukaryota, Fungi, Ascomycota, Sordariomycetes, Diaporthales, Diaporthaceae. Gene Ontology annotation, molecular function: A2-type glycerophospholipase activity. The coding region runs from base 1 to 558 and encodes 185 amino acids. The record is from RefSeq and is a predicted model, not a curated record. Gene Ontology annotation, biological process: arachidonate secretion; phospholipid metabolic process. The transcript is spliced from 2 exons.